AUGAGCGUGGAAGGACAGAGCUGCAGACAGAGCGGGCGUGCUGGGCAAACAGGCGCCCCGGGCGGCGCCCGCUUUUCGAAAAGCCCCGCAUCCGAAAGCCCUGUUAAAGUGUACCGAAACAAAAGAGGCGAGAGGGUUUUCAGAGUGGCGAAUCUCCUCGAGGUGAUGGAGAGCGCGCCCAAGCAGGUGGAGUCUCUUAUUUCAGUGCGCUCUCUUCACACAAGCGCAGAGGCUGCGCGCAGCGAGGCGCUGUCCAAGCUGUGCAUCUUCUGCGACCAGCAAGUGGAUGCAAGCGUCUCCGUGAUACUGUGCACAAAGUGCAUUAAGGGCACGCAGGGUGCGCCUUUCGGGCCUGCCAAAGAUAGAUAG
Messenger RNA from Nematocida major, 369 nucleotides. RefSeq lists its product as uncharacterized. NCBI's taxonomy places the organism in Eukaryota, Fungi, Microsporidia. The transcript has a single exon. The record is from RefSeq and is a predicted model, not a curated record. Bases 1 to 369 code for a protein of 122 amino acids.